This is a messenger RNA of Cuscuta epithymum, 1949 nucleotides long. The record is from the annotation of a GenBank genome assembly. Lineage: Eukaryota; Viridiplantae; Streptophyta; Magnoliopsida; Solanales; Convolvulaceae.
UUCAAGUAUAAAUAGGGCUUCCCCACUGCACGUAUCAUUGUUGUUUGCUUGCGAGUCCAUUCGUACUCCUGUAAGAUAAAAUGUCUAGCGAUAACACCGUCAACGGAAAUAAGGUGCCAUUAUUAUCAGACCAUUCUUCCUCCGACAUCCAAAGAAAAAAUAGCAACCCUCAAAUAUCCUACGAAGAACAAUUGUCCAAGAAAACCUUUUCAUGGAGAUUUUGGAUCGAAUCGAAGAAGCUAUGGCAGAUUGUGGGCCCCGCUACCUUCAGCUGCAUCACUUCUUAUUCCAUGUUCAUCAUCACCAUGGCAUUCGCCGGCCAUCUCGGCGAUUUGGAACUGGCGGCCAUGUCCAUUGGCAGUAAUGUCAUCCUAGGCUUCGACUAUGGCCUGAUGUUGGGAAUGGCGAGCGCUCUCGAGACGCUAUGCGGGCAAGCAUUCGGGGCGAAGAAGUACAACAUGUUGGGAGUAUAUCUGCAACGGUCAUGGGUGAUUUUGUUAAUAUGCUGCGUUGCGAUGAUGCCGCUGUUUAUAUACGCGACGCCGUUGCUGAAGCUUUUGGGGCAGCCGGACGAUGUUUCCGAGCUUUCGGGCGUGGUGGUGAUCGCUUUCAUUCCGAUGCACUUCUGUUUCGCUUUACAUUUCCCACUGCAGAGGUUCUUGCAGAGUCAGUUGAAGAAUUCAGUGAUUGCUUGGGUGAAUUUGGUGGCGUUGAUUGUGCAUUGUCUUUUGAGCUGGUUGGUUGUGUACUGGUUUAGGCUCGGAAUCAUAGCCAUUGCCAUGGCCCUAAACAUCUCCUAUUUCGUGAUAUUUUUUGGGCUGUUUGGCUACACUGUUUGCGGCGGAUGCCCCCUCACCUGGCCCGGUUUCUCCGUCGAAGCUUUCUCUGGACUUUGGGAUUUCUUUAAACUCUCCGUUUCUUCAGGAGUUAUGCUCUGCUUGGAGAAUUGGUACUACACAAUUCUAAUAGUGAUGACAGGCAACUUGGAAAAUGCUAAAGUUGCGGUUGAUGCUUUAUCUAUAUGCAUGAGCAUUAAUGGCUGGGAAAUGAUGAUUCCACUUGGAUUCUUUGCUGGAAUUGGAGUCAGGGUGGCCAAUGAGUUGGGAGCUGGGAGUGGAAAAGGAGCUAAAUUCGCUGCAAUCGUAUCAGUGGCACAUUCAACUAUCAUUGGAUUGAUCUUUUGGGGACUAAUCCUAAUCUUUGACGACAAGUUGGCCCUAAUUUUCACAUCUAGCAAACCUGUCCUCGAAGCUGUCAGUAACCUCUCAAUAAUCUUAGCUUUCACUGUUCUGCUCAACAGCAUUCAACCUGUUCUCUCAGGGGUUGCUGUUGGAUCUGGAUGGCAAGCAUAUGUAGCUUACAUAAACCUUGGAUGCUACUAUUUACUCGGUGUUCCGCUUGGUAUUAUAAUGGGAUGGGUGUUUCACCAAGGUGUCAUGGGGAUAUGGGCUGGAAUGAUUUUCGGUGGAACUGCACUGCAAACUUUAAUAUUGUGUAUAAUCACAUUUCGAUGUGAUUGGGAAAAAGAGGCUGAGAAAGCAAAUAAACACAUUGAGAAAUGGGAAGGAGCGAGUCACAUAGAAGUUUGAUGGAAUUGCCAUUAUCAUAUGAUAUAUAUUAGGAUGAAAGUCUUCCUACAUUUGGGUGGGAUAACAAAACCCAACCAACUGAUGAGGACAUAGUUUAAUCAAUAUCAGUCUACGUACCACCUUGAAUUGAGAUAAGCGAAGUGAUUAAAUGCUCUUACUCUUUAUUAUUGUUCUUAUAUUAACGACGAUCUACCUGUGAACCUUCCAUGUGAUCGUUUGGUCUAAAAUAUUUAACCUUCUAGAUAACUAUUGAGAAAAUGGUACUCCACAUGUACGUUAAUCAUUGAUUUGGUGGGUUGACUCACUUCCAAAUAUACAUAAAGAAAAUUUUGUGAUUUCAAUGAGUUUUUCCGAUAUCUC